AUGGGUUCCCAUCAGUCCCGUGAGUCGCACGCUGCCCCAGAGGCCCUACCAGGCCACAUGGGCGUCACGCUGCUUCAUCUGCUGAAGACGGCCGCCAAGCUCAAGCGCGACGUGAAAUUCUCCCUCUGGUACCCCGUCAUGCUUGAAUUGCAAGACUUUGCCAAUGUUCUGGAUGAUUUGGUCAUGGACGGCCACGGGAGCUACUUUUCGGAAAAGCUCAUGGCCGAUGAGUUUAUGAAGGAUCGGAACUCCGACUAUGCUAGUGAUGCUUCGACGGAUCGGGCCCUGCAGGAGAUUGGCCAGCAACUCCCGCCACAUGAUGACAUGCUGACGGCAGAAGUACAAAAGUUGGUCGAUGGUGAGUGGAUGAAGUUCACUGCAGCUGUGGUGAGAAGGAUUUGGUAA
Pestalotiopsis fici W106-1 is the source of this 405-nucleotide messenger RNA. RefSeq lists its product as uncharacterized. The coding region runs from base 1 to 405 and encodes 134 amino acids. NCBI's taxonomy places the organism in Eukaryota, Fungi, Ascomycota, Sordariomycetes, Amphisphaeriales, Sporocadaceae. The transcript has a single exon. The record is from RefSeq and is a predicted model, not a curated record.